Molecule: messenger RNA, 1395 nt
Organism: Pristis pectinata (smalltooth sawfish)
Lineage: Eukaryota; Metazoa; Chordata; Chondrichthyes; Rhinopristiformes; Pristidae
Gene: mrps11
Product: mitochondrial ribosomal protein S11
Exons: 6
Coding region: 48-644 (198 amino acids)
Biological process (GO): translation; maturation of SSU-rRNA from tricistronic rRNA transcript (SSU-rRNA, 5.8S rRNA, LSU-rRNA); ribosomal small subunit assembly
Cellular component (GO): ribosome; mitochondrial small ribosomal subunit
Molecular function (GO): mRNA 5'-UTR binding; small ribosomal subunit rRNA binding; structural constituent of ribosome
Source: RefSeq, a predicted model, not a curated record
CUCGGGGUCACUGGGCCUAGGCUGAGGAGCGGGCGGCCGGGCUGAGGAUGCAGCGGGCGCGGAGCGGGGCCUGGGCGCUGGCCCGCCGCUUGUUGCGGGUCACCGGCGGCCGUUCUCAUGUUAAUUCAUUGGCGGCCCAGUGCCGAUUAAUACAAACAAGUUUACAGAAGCAACAGGAAGCAGCAGAAAAGGAGGGAGCUUCUACAGAGCUAACACAAUCCAGGCAGUCAGCAGAUUUCAGUAUCCUACCUCCAAUGCCAGGACAGGAGAGCUCUUUGCACUGGGAAGGCAAAAACUAUGAAGAUCUACAUAUAGUGCAUGUCAAGGCAACAUAUAAUAACACACACAUUCAGGUUACUACCCACGAUGGACAAAGUAUGGUGCGGACUUCAUGUGGUACUGAAGGGUUUAAGAAUACAAAGAAAGGAACCCCAAUUGCUGCUCAGACGGCCGGCAUUUCAGCAGCAGCGAAGGCAACUGACCGGGGAAUAACCUUUGUUCGUGUGAUGGUGAAAGGUUUGGGACCUGGCAGGAUGUCUGCCAUAAAAGGAUUAAGUAUGGGUGGCCUCCAGGUGGUUUCAAUUACAGACAACACUCCGAUCCCCCACAACGGCUGCCGACCACGGAAAGUCCGCAGGAUGUAAACCUUGCAUAGUGCAACUAAAGGAAUCAACAGGACCAGUCAUUUGUUCUAGAAUGUCGUCUUUUCAACAACAGCAAUGUGAAAUGUUUGAACUCUGAUUAUCAGAGGCUUGUCAGAAAAGUGAGUGUACCAGCUAAAGUGGACCAUGCUAGGUAAAUGAUGAGAUGUAUUCUAAUUCUGUGUGUUCCCAUUGAAGGGGCUGAUCAGGUGUUCAUUUUCACAGCACCAAGACUCUUCAUCCUAAUGAUCAUAGACAGCUACAAGAAGUGUCAUAAAAUAUUGAAAAUACGGCAAUUCAACUUUUUUGCCUCAAAAGCAUCCUUUUUUCUUGCCGGUUUUUUAAAAAUUAUUUCAUUACCUUAAAACUGAACUCCACUGCCUUUUUUAAAAAGUUGAUGUGGUAGCGUGAUAAUUGUAGAGAAAAAUUAGAAAUAGAUUAAAAUGAGAUGCAUGCAGAAGUCUGACCGCUCACCACGCCAGACGUGUUCCCCACUCUAAUCUUUUAAUGUCCAAUGUGUUCCCAGUGCAGUUUGAAUAGUAUAAUGAGCUAAUUCACCUCAGAGCUGCUGCAUUUAGACUGAUUUUGGGUUGUAGUAUGAAUGAAUUAUUGUUCAUCAAAAUUCGUUAAUAUUAAUUAAAGCCCUACUUUCCAUUCAGCAGGGAGCUGCUGAAUGCAAAGACUCAUUCUAUCCCAGUAAACCUGUAAUUUACAUCCACAACCUUCACGAAUACAUUAAAGAUAUUAAUGAACA